UCUAGGACUCACUAGCUAGGUACCUACCUACCUACCGUUCGUUUUACUCUUGCCUUGCCUCUUAGAUUUAUUAUAAUUAGUUAUCUGAAUAAUGAGCAAGUAUGGAACUCCUGGUGGUACUACAUUUCGGUUGAGUGUCUGCUUAAAACGAUUCUACAACGACGAGCGUAAACGCUGUUACAUAUCUGUGGCCGCAGGACUUCGCUUUCGCUGGCUGACGAGGCGGCUGCAGCGGCUGUUCUCGCUGCCUGGACAUUUCUGUCUGGUUUCCGCUGGACACCUGUUGCCGCCAGACGAGCGUCUUGGUCUGCUGAACCCGGACGACGUUGUUGAAGUUAUACCAAAACUGAACAAAGUUUUUGAAGAAACAUCUAAUAGUGAAGAUGAGCAAGAGUUCAAUUUAAGUGAAUAUAAUCAUCUCUAUACAAAUGAUCAGAAAGAGGGCAUUCCAAUUAAUCCAAAGCAAAGCUAUACAACAGAGAUCAAUGAACUUCAUAAUGACCAAAUAGAUUAUCCACUAACAAAACAAAAAUUCUCCAAGUCAAUUCCUUGCAAAUGUGACUAUGCAUUUCCAAAUAGGCAACAGGUGAAAGACAACAGAAUCUUUCAAGAAGAACUCAGACAGACAGAUAAAGUGUAUGAUUAUGAGCAAGAUGCAGUAAAAACAAACACAUCAAAUUUAUUAGAACAAUGGAUGUCACAAGAGAUUAAAGAUGGAAAGUUAAAUGAAGCAGAAAAUAAUGGAUUAGAUGAAGUAAAACGAAAAGCUUUAGAAUUAUUGGAUAAGUGUAGCAUGCCUCAAAAAAGAAAAGGGAUAGUAGAAGCAGAAGAUGAAGAUAAUGUUGGUUUGAAAGCAAAUCCUGCAGAAUUAUUGAGUAACAUGCCUGAAAAGAGAAAGAGGAAGCGAGUCCGACGCCGCAAACCUUGCAUUGUUGCAGUUUCAGAAGACAAUAUAGAUUCUAUUGGUGCGGAGGAUAAAACCUUGCCACUAAACCCCGAUGACCAUAAACUAGAAGGCCACUCAAACCAAAUGCUUAAAGAUAAUUACACAGAAUCUACUCUUUCGGAAACACUAAUUUUAAGAAACAAUAUUGAACAGAAUCGAACUGCCCGACUUGUGUAUCCAUUGUUAUAAUUCAUUUAAAACUCAUGAAAUAUCAAAGUUGUUCUCGUAAAUGUAAACAUUGAUAAAUAUAAUUUGUAAAGAAGUCAAUUUGUAGGAGGGAUGACAGUCAAGGUGGUUUGUGGUGGAGAUUAAUGGAAGUUCAUGAAUGUACUUAUGACUUGUUAAGAAAAUGGACUAGACAGUCAUUUAAAAACAAGUAAUUUCCACAUAUAUUGAGCUAGGUACUUAUCUAUUGUUAAUUGUCAUAAAAUAAUAAUUUGGCAAUAAAAAGCUAGUUUAUUGAAAUAA
Plodia interpunctella (Indianmeal moth) is the source of this 1414-nucleotide messenger RNA. RefSeq lists its product as uncharacterized. The transcript is spliced from 2 exons. The record is from RefSeq and is a predicted model, not a curated record. NCBI's taxonomy places the organism in Eukaryota, Metazoa, Arthropoda, Insecta, Lepidoptera, Pyralidae. The coding region runs from base 92 to 1135 and encodes 347 amino acids.